Molecule: messenger RNA, 636 nt
Organism: Tachyglossus aculeatus (Australian echidna)
Lineage: Eukaryota; Metazoa; Chordata; Mammalia; Monotremata; Tachyglossidae
Gene: CRYBB3
Product: crystallin beta B3
Exons: 5
Coding region: 1-636 (211 amino acids)
Biological process (GO): visual perception; lens development in camera-type eye
Molecular function (GO): structural constituent of eye lens
Source: RefSeq, a predicted model, not a curated record
AUGACAGAACAGCAGAGCGCCCCGCAGCAGGCUCCUGCCGGCAAAGCCCAUGGUGGUCUUGGGGGCAGCUUCAAGAUCUCCGUGUUCGAGCUGGAGAAUUUCCAGGGGAAGCGGUACGACCUGACCCGGGAGUGCCCCAACUUGACAGAGGAACGGCUGGAGAAGGUGGGCUCCAUCCAGGUGGAGCAGGGGCCGUGGCUGGGAUUUGAAUGCCAGGCCUUCCGGGGUGAGCAGUUUGUCCUCGAGAAGGGGGACUACCCGCGCUGGGAUGCCUGGUCCAACAGCCAUCGCAGCGACAGUCUCCUGUCCGUGAGGCCUCUGCAUGUGGACGGGCCUGACCACAAGCUGCACCUGUUCGAGAACCCCGGCUUCAGCGGCCGCAAGAUGGAGAUCCUGGACGACGACGUCCCAAGCCUGUGGGCCCACGGCUUCCAGGACCGCGUGGCCAGCGUCCGAGCCCUCAAUGGAACCUGGGUGGGCUACGAGUACCCCGGCUACCGCGGACGGCAGUUCGUCUUCGAGAAGGGCGAGUACGGGCACUGGAACGAGUGGGGCGCUGGCCGGCCUCUGGUGCAGUCCGUCCGACGCAUCCGAGACCAGAAGUGGCACCGGAGAGGCUGCUACCCCAGCAGCUGA